Bacidia gigantensis is the source of this 1431-nucleotide messenger RNA. RefSeq lists its product as uncharacterized. Bases 1 to 1431 code for a protein of 476 amino acids. The transcript is spliced from 2 exons. The record is from RefSeq and is a predicted model, not a curated record. Gene Ontology annotation, molecular function: protein binding. Lineage: Eukaryota; Fungi; Ascomycota; Lecanoromycetes; Lecanorales; Ramalinaceae.
AUGGGGGUUCUGCUAGGUGACGACGUCAGAAGCAGCAAGACUUUCCAUCUUCUCGAGAUGAGCACCGGAUAUGUACUCUUCGAAACAACAUCCGAUUGUUUUGCAUUUUCUCCUAAUAGUCAACUGCUCGCUGUAGGUCCGAAAAGCGAGGUCAUCCAUGUGUUGGAUGUAGAUACUCUUGAACUUCGCUUUAAGUUUCGUAUUAAACAUGUCGGUCGUUUGGAACAAUUGUUCUUUUCUCCUUGUAGCUCGCUGUUGGUAUCAGGUCCACAGGGUGGUAUCGAAUUAUGGGAUUUGACAGAAGCAGAAGCCAGUGAGCCACCCUCCAAAAUUGAUCGGUCACCUGCUCAGGAGGUGAGGCUACUUCAGAGAGCAAAAAUUGCAAUUGUGCAGUACUAUAACUCGAGGAUCGGUCUGUUCAAUUUAGACACAGGUGAGCUUUGCUUGACUUUACCAGGUGACACUUGGAGCUGCUCAGAGGAUGAAAUUCUAAUGGCAACAUCUACAUCAGAGGGCGAAACAUCUAUCUGGGAGAUAGAGAAUAGAACUUGCAUCUCAAAGUUCCGAGGGGCAAUCGCGACCUUUUCACCUAUAGGAGAUUCUCUUGCAUUAAAGCAAGAUGAGAGAAAUAUCGGAAUUCGUGCCCUUGAUACCGGUGAAACCCGAUUCCUUGGACCCUUAGAUGAUCAGGUCAUCAGACUUCUUUUCUCUCCCAAUGGGGGUGUACUUGCUGCGCUUUGCCGCGGCAAAUAUGGGUUUUUUCUUCACAUCGAAGACCUACGAGCCUCAGGAGCAUCACAGAGACGUUUUAGGUUGGGCGAUCCCGAUUUGAAGUAUAACUAUAAAGCUUUCAUGUUAGUAUUUUCCAGGAAUAAUGAGAUAUUGGCAGCUCUUGACAUCAAUCUGAAAGUUUGGCAUUUAAAGAACGAGGUCUGUCUCUGGUCAGCACAACGCUAUUCUUCGGGCAUGACUCGUGUCGAUACUAUAAAAUUGUCCCCUGAUAGUCGUUUAGUGAUUAUGGCUUCAUUUAAACCCUCUGUAAAAGGGUGGCUUCUAGUCUCUGGAGAGCAGCUCUUCAAAGUAGAUUGCCUCUCAAUCAUGCCAAGAGUUCUGUUCAGCAAUGUAUCCAAUACUUUGUUCAUUGAUGAAGCAAUCUACCAUGUUCCACAAUGGAGUGCCUUGGGUAAUCAACGGGACAUGUCCUUCAAGGAUGUUCCUCAAUUUCAGCUUGACAAGGCAUUUCCUGAGGAGAUUGACGGAAAAGACGACUUCACGACCGGAUCUAUUAGCCUACGAGAGAUCGUGGUAACUUUUCGAGACCCUCUAGAUGAGAAAUUCUCAUGGGCAAUCAAUAAGACGGGCGGCAAUGUCUUGACACUGGACGACACCUUGAUUUUGGUUGAGGUGCCGAUGAGCACUGCAUGGGAGUAG